Messenger RNA from Cottoperca gobio, 1911 nucleotides. RefSeq names its product suppressor of IKBKE 1 (gene sike1). Bases 341 to 991 code for a protein of 216 amino acids. The record is from RefSeq and is a predicted model, not a curated record. NCBI's taxonomy places the organism in Eukaryota, Metazoa, Chordata, Actinopteri, Perciformes, Bovichtidae. The transcript is spliced from 5 exons.
UAGAUGGCGGUAUCUAAUUCCAAUUUGGUUUGCGACUGUAAACAAAGAAGAAGAUUGGACGGAAGUGACGUCAACGUUCAGUCUCACACGGAAACGGCACACUUGACAACAAAACAGAAAGACCAAUUUUUUAUUUGUGUGUACUGUACUUAUUCUGUGUACCGACAAUAUUUCCGAAGGCCUGCAAUAGUUUGUACACGUUGCAAUAAAGGCAUUGCAGCUGCCUCGGCUAACUGAGGCUAGAUAGCACACGUAAGCUAACACUGCGAGGUAUUUCAAUCCAACUGGUAGUGUGGAGUUCCUUGUUUAGGUUACACACAGGAGUUGUCAGUUUCCAGAAAUGGCCUGCACUUUGGAAAAAGUGUUGGGCGAUGCCCGGACCCUUCUCGAGAGGCUGAAAGAGCACGAUACAGCCGCCGAGGGACUGAUAGAGCAGUCCGGGGCCCUCAACCAGAGAGUGCAGAGCAUGAAAGAGGUGGGAAAUGCCCUUCCAGACAAGCACACAGAAGACAACUCAGAGAUUCAGGAGCUGACAAAAUACAAGCCUCAUGUCCUUCUGACUCAGGAAAACACUCAAAUCAAGGACCUGCAGCAGGAGAAUAAAGAACUAUGGUUAUCUCUUGAAGAACACCAGUACGCACUAGAGUUGAUCAUGGGUCGAUACCGCAAGCAGAUGCUCCAGCUGAUGAUGGCAAAGAAGGAGCUGGACACCAAACCUGUACUCAGCCUCCACGAGAACCACGCAAAAGAAGUGCAGAACCAGGUGGAGCGGAUAUGCGAGAUGGGCCAGGUGAUGAGAAGAGCAGUGCAGGUGGACGAUAAGCACUAUUGCUCUGUUCAAGAGAGGCUCGCUCAACUAGAGAUUGAGAACAAGGAGCUGCGAGACCUCCUGACCAUUAGCAAGAGCUCUGUGAAGACAGCAAGAGAGGAAACCAGCCAGCCAGCAGCAGCAGAGCAAGAACAGCCCCCUCAGCCAGAGUCCUACGAGUGAUCAGAACAGUUUUAGUGUGAAUUGUGGAUGAGGCAACAAGUCCUUCAGUACCAGGAGACAGGGUGGAUCAUCUCUUUACCUGUGUUCACCACUUUAUUUUUUUACAUAAGAUGGAAUGCAGUCAAACCACAGCAUAUAUUUUUUUGUAGCAUUGGCAACUUAAACACAACACUCUGGCUAUCGGAUGCAUUUACCUGCAGGUAUUUCUGGAUGAUAGCUAUUGUUUUCAUAUGUACAGUAUGUGUAUUAUCACUGCAGUCGUGUUGGAGUGACUUGGUUAUCACUAAUAAGAAUUCAGUUGGAGCUAGCCUAAGAUUCACAUAUAGUGGAGUAAAGGCAGUAAAAGCAAAGGGGAUUUAUUUUGUUUUUGGCCAAAGAUACAUUUUCAAGGACACAGUUUCUACCUCUUUGGUGCCCCUUUGCUGUUCACACUCUCACUAUGUGUAAAAUACUCAUAACCACCACUACUAUGAGUUCACUUGAAGUCCAUUAAGAAGCCAACUUGUAUUCGACACUAUUUUAAGAGGUUGUGCUUGAUAAUCACUCUGCCAACAAGAUGACUUUUGGCUGUUUUACACAGUUUACCUGCUGAGGAGUGACAGUGGAUCAUUUGUAUGUGAUUGUUAAUCAUUUAAUGAAUUUGAUACGUCUGUUUGUAGAAUUCAUAUAAAAGGUGUGCCAGCUGAUGGAAUAUCUUUAUUUAAUGUUAACAAAUUUCAAAACAUGCCAAGUUUUUUGUGUGAUAGAUAUCAAAUGUAUGUGCACUGUUUGUGGCAGAAAUUGUAUAUUGUCAUCUCAGGAAAUCAGUGUUAAUAAUAUGAACAUGCUGUAAUGACUUCUUGACAGUGUACUGAUUUGUGUCAAAUGAAAUUUCAUUCAGAAACUUUAAAAUACAUUUGCAAUAAAUAAAUAAAAAGUGA